This is a messenger RNA of Tetrahymena thermophila SB210, 2877 nucleotides long. RefSeq lists its product as hypothetical. The transcript has 5 exons. NCBI's taxonomy places the organism in Eukaryota, Ciliophora, Oligohymenophorea, Hymenostomatida, Tetrahymenidae. The record is from RefSeq and is a predicted model, not a curated record.
AUGUACAAGUAACAAUAAUUGAGAUAUUCUAAUCAGAAUACCACUGGCAUCGCAAAUCAUAAAAAUGGUAUAAAAGAAAAGCAUCCAAUAACGGAAGGGUUUAUAUAAGGGCAGCAUAACCAACACAAAAAUUAGGUUAGUCCAAACCACGGCUUGCCUCAAAGGUAAGAAAAUGGUUAUCCAUUUUAGAAACCUAAUAGUAAUAAUACUGGAAAUUAAAGUCCUAAUAAUAAUAAUAUUAAUGUAGGAUUAUAAAACUCUGCUAAUUGCUCUCCUUCUCCUUCACGCAUGAGCGUUCUCAUAAAUGCAAGCCAAAAAUAAUAAUGCAAAAUCAGCUACUUGUUUUGCAAUUAAAUAAACCAUGAGAUGAACCAGCUGAAUAUGGCUUGCUUGAAACCAGAUUGCCAAGCAAAAGGACUUAUAUGCUGCAUGUGUUUAGAUGAUCACUAUGAGCAUCUAAAACAUUGCAUGGCUUUUUAAAAAAUAGUUUCCUAAUUGAAGGGGAAAAUUGAUAAAAACUCAACUUACUACGAUGAGAAUUUAAUGUCAUAAACAAGCGAAAGCAAAGAUUUUAUUAAUCAAAUUGAGUAAUAUUAUAAGGACAUAAGGAAUACAAUUGAAUAAUUCUAAUUGCAAGUUAAUUAAUAUCUUGAAAUGCUCAAAAUUCAAUAUUAAAAAUAGUUUUUAGAAAAUAUUGAAAAAAUUUAAUCUCUUUGCUCAAAUGCUGGAACAAGUUUAAAGGAUUUUUUUGAAAAAAUUGAAAUCAACUCAAUAAUUGGUCAAUCUUUGCAUACAAACCCUUCAACAAAUUUGAAAUCUGAUAUCAAUAGUUUUCUAUUAAAUGUUGAAAUGGGAGAAGACAUGAAAUCAAUAAAACUCAAGAUGGAUUCAGCUAUGUCAAAAUAAAGUGAAGAGCUUGCUAAAUAGGUUAAGGUUCAAUCAGAAAGAUUAAGUUAAAAAUUGUAAAAGUAUAUGAAACUUUUAAAGAACAGUGAAUUUAAAUUAUCUUAGACUUCACAAACUAGCAAGUCUCUCAGUGGAAGUGUUAGAGAAUCCUAAAUAAGCAGUGGAUCUAAUUCUCAAAGGCUUAGUUCGAAUAAAAACAAGAGAAAAUACUUAAAGCUAAUUGAAAAAGAAAGUAUUAGAAAAAAUAAGAGCAACCAUUUAUAAAUACCAAAUUAUGGAAUACCCAUUUCAAUUAUGGAUUCCAGUGAGACAAAUUCAUAAAAGUAGAAUCUUGAUAAUGCAGUCUUAAUGAGUACUCCUUCUUAAGAAAAUCAUUUAUUAAAUAAUUAUUGCUUGAGUUUUUAAGAUAAAAAAGCCUUCCUAAAUGGGCAAUUUUCUUCUUCAAGAGGCAGUGAAAGAAAGAUGAAUGAGUUUAAUUUAAGUGAUUAUAUUGCAUAAUCUAGCUAGAGUGCAACUCAAAGUAAGAAAGGAUCUGUUUAAAAGCAAUACUCUACUUUAAACAGCAGACAAAAAAUUCCUUAAUAAUAAACAUUCGGAAAAAUGUAGGCUCAAAUUGAUAUUAGCAUGGAAUGUGAAGAUGAAGAUUUAAAUUCAUAAUAGUAAAAUGCUUAUUUAAACCAGUUAAAGAGAAUUAAACCUAAUAGUAAAUUUGUAGUUGAUGAUGAAGAAUCAAGCAAGCAAUAAUCUUUCAAGCAUUAAAAUUAGAGCAAGUAAAUAAGUAAUAAUAACAACAACAAUACAGAAGAUUAAGAAGAAGAAUUUGAAGAUGAAGAUGAACCAUAUGAAGAAGAUAUGAUUGGAAGGUCUGAUUACAGUUACAGUUAUGAGGAUGAAGAGGAAGAUUACUACGAUGAUAAUGAGGAUUACUCAAAAAAUAAGAAAGAUUAAAGACAAAUAUAUUCAGAAGGGUAAUAAGAUUAAUAAUAAAUCUAACAAAUGGAAAUGUAUGAUUCAUCUAACAUUUCGUAAAGCAAAAACUCUCGAAAAAGUUAACAGAAAGGAUAAAAUAAUACUAAUAAUAAUUCUAUUUCAGAAAGCAGCAAGUUAGAAUAUUCAUCAAGCAAAAAGACAUAGCAAAUAAAUGAAGAAAUAAUGUCAUUUUAGAUGCCACCAAGAAAUGAUUAGAGCUAAGAUAGAUAAUUAGAUUUACCUUUUGAUUAGAAUUAAAAAGGAAAUAACAUUUUUAAUAGUUUAGAAAAACAAAGAAACAUUUGUAGCUCUCCUAAUCAAAUUCAAAAAUCGCAUUUAAAUGCUGAAUCACCAACGUUUUAGAGAAAUUCAGAUUCUUAAUUAUCUUCUAAAAUUCAGAAUAGGCCAGCAACUUACCAGAAUGAUACAAAUAGUAACGGUAGUAUCUAACAGUCAAAUGAAUAUGAUUAGAACAACAGGUCAGGUUCACCUAAAUCAAAAUAGGCCAGCACUAAAGCUACCUCUUGUUACAAUUUAUCUCCAUCUAAAAGUCGCAGCCAUUCUCCUAAUGUCCAUGUUCUCGAUAACUCUCCAACUAGAGUCAUGACAAGAUCUUCAGCUAAAAAAUAAUAGAAUUAAGACCAAGUAAACAUUGAAUAAAGUAGAGAAGAGCAAAAAAGGAGUGAAGAAAUAGAGAACGGUACUUUGAAUGAGGAAUAAUAUUACAAUGAUUAAAUGAUGUAUCUAGAGCAAAGUGUGCAAAUUUUAGAAAACUAGCAAUUUUCAGCUUAAAAGGUAUAAAAAGAAGGUGGACUGAAUAGCUCGAAGUAGUCUCUGUAAUCAGGGUCAGUAAUGAAUUUAAACUCUAAUAGUGGGUCAAAAAGUAAAUCUAGGAAAAUGAAGCGCUCUUAAGGGUCAAGGAUUUAAGAGCCAUUCGAUUAAAUGAAAAUUGAGCACAAUAGUUAAUAAUCUUCAAACAACCCUUCAGGAUAGAAAGCUUGA